Molecule: messenger RNA, 966 nt
Organism: Indicator indicator
Lineage: Eukaryota; Metazoa; Chordata; Aves; Piciformes; Indicatoridae
Product: proto-oncogene Mas-like
Exons: 1
Coding region: 1-966 (321 amino acids)
Biological process (GO): G protein-coupled receptor signaling pathway
Cellular component (GO): membrane
Molecular function (GO): G protein-coupled receptor activity
Source: RefSeq, a predicted model, not a curated record
AUGGAGGAGACCAUCACAACAGACCUCUCUCCAGGAUACGUGACUCCAACAUAUGCAGAACUGGAAGAAUAUAAUUACAAUUGGUGUGAAACCCCAAGCUUUACUGUCUUGAUGAUUUCAGGUGUCUUCACUUGCAUCUCUGUGUGUGGACUUGUGGGGAAUGUGGUGGUUGUGUGGCUCCUGGGCUUCCGCAUGAAACAGAAUCCCUUCACUGUCUAUGUCCUGAACCUGGCCAUCGCUGACUUGUGUCUGCUUCUGAUCCUUCUUGUCAAAUUUACAUUACACCUUCUUUCAGCAGUCUAUUGUGUUGACUAUGAUAAUUUUCAGUUUACAAGGCGUAUCCUGUUCUUUCUGUUCCUGUUUUGCUAUUUGGCUGGCAUGUAUCUGCUGACAGCCAUGAGCGUGGAGCGGUGCCUGGCUGCUUUGUUCCCAGUUUGGUACCGGUGCCACCGCUCAAAGCACUGCUCAGCUAUCAUGUGUGGGGUGCUCUGGGCUCUAGCUGCACUUUUUGUUUCUUUGCUGUUUCUUGCUUGUCCUUUCAGGAGACAGUGUUACCACACCCAAACAGUUUUAAGCAUAGUGAAUAUCGCCCUGUUUGCUUCCAUCCCAUUGCUUUCCAACCUGGCCCUGUUCAUCAAACUCCGAUGUGGCUCCCAGAGACGACACCCAGGGAAACUCUAUGUUGCUGUCCUGCUCAGUGUCCUUUUCCUGGUUGUCUUAGGGUUUCCCUUCACUGUGGAAAUUUUCCUUACUUAUUUUUAUCCACAUGGGUUUUAUAUUUCUUUUUUGCUGGCCUCACUGAACAGCUCCAUCAAUCCUGUCAUUUACUUCCUGGUAGGGAGCUGCCGGCAACACCGGUUCCAAUGCUCCCUCAAAGUUGCCUUCCAAAGGCUGUUUGAAGAGGAAGCCACAAGUGAGGAGAGGAGCCAGGUGCCCGGGGAUGCCGUGAUGGAGACCAGUGUCUGA